Messenger RNA from Prunus persica (peach), 2200 nucleotides. Its product is annotated as DDB1- and CUL4-associated factor 4. Gene Ontology annotation, molecular function: protein binding. Bases 162 to 1703 code for a protein of 513 amino acids. NCBI's taxonomy places the organism in Eukaryota, Viridiplantae, Streptophyta, Magnoliopsida, Rosales, Rosaceae. The record is from RefSeq and is a predicted model, not a curated record. The transcript has 13 exons.
GCGCUGGGCACCAACUGGCAGGUUAUGGCCGGGACUCGUGACCGUUUUGCAUGAAUCCCUCCACCGUUUCAACAGUCUUACUUCUACUCCCUUCUUCUCUGCACUAAACAACACAAACACAGAGGUUUUUCAACGUUUCUCUCUCUGUCUGUGCAAAAGCUAUGGCAGGAGAACUUCCUGGGUUUUACUAUGAUGCGGAAAAGAACAGGUACUUCCCCACCAAAGGUCCAAUACCCGGCUCCCGUCGUGUGACCACUGCUGCUUCUUCUUCCAACGCUCAAACACCGGCCCAGGUGAGCAAUUCAUGUAGGCGAACCAGAGUAAAAACUUCUAAGCUGCUUCAUGACAGGGAGUUAUGUGGUAAUCUCAUCGCUUCCAGUAAAGGAAGGUGUAACUUUUAUGAGGAAUUCCAAAAGGCGCAAGUAUCCCAUCCUGUGGUUUGGAAGUAUCAGGGAACAAAUCAGUUAGGUGAUGGUGCUUUGGAGCGGAUUCGCAUGGAUGUACAGACAGGAGAGGGACUAACUGAUACGGACUUUGUAUUAGCAGGUGGCGCUGAUGGCUCUUUAAGUAUUUUUGAAGUUGGGAAAGUUGGGCAGGGUCUUGAGUACGGGAUGAAAUGUAAGGCAGAUCGUGUCUGGCCACUGUUGAACGAAAGUCAACUAGAGUGUAGUGAAGUGCCUGGGCACAUAUGGAGACCAGCUCAAGCUACACCACGAAUGCCAUCGAAUAUAUCUCGUAUAAAAUUGUUUGGAAAGCAGUCUUCUGGCACAGAAGAUGAAAGUUCACGCACCCAGCAUAUGUUGGUAUCAACGUUGGGAUGUGAGAGGGCUGGUGGGAGUCUUGUGGUUAUUAACCUUGUUGAACUACUAAAUUUCAAUCCAAAUAGGCUUGUCUUAAGGCGAAACAUUUAUGAGAUUGCAACUUUCAACUGCACUAUUUGGACUGCAGAUUGUGAACCUGAUGGGAGUCGUGCAGUGAUUGGAACCAACCUGGGAGCUGCUUUGGUGGAUUUGGAAACUGGGAGGGCAUCAUGGCUGUUACGCAGUAAAAGUGAUGUUUUGGCACAACAACUCGUUCACUCGGGAAAUGCUGUUUUAUGCGGACUCAGAAAUGGAGCAAUUGUAACAGUUGAUGUUCGUGAGAAACAGGAAGCAUUUCCUGCAAGACAAGUUAGACAUAGAAUGCGCCCCUCACCUUUGGAUAACACUCUUGGAAAAUCUAGUAAACAAUCGUUUAAGCUUUCCAGAAAUAUGAAUUCUUCUCAUAGCACUAAAAUGCCUUCCUCUAUUGCAAGUUUGGUAUCGCUUCGGUUUGAUGACCAGUACUUCUUGGCAAGCUCCAUGGAUGGAACAGUGAAGCUUUAUGACCAACGGAUAAUCCAAAGAGGAGCUGUACAAUCUUAUGAGGGGCAUGUGAAUUCCCAUACUCGUAUGCAGCUUGGAGUUGACCCAUCUGAGAGAUUUUUUAUGUCAGGUGGAGAGGACUGCAAUUUACGAAUUUGGAGUAUCAAGUCUGGUGAACUGCUUUUUGAGGAUAAAUUCUCUAAAACAGUCCCCUCAACUGUGUGCUGGCGGAACGCUGAACGGUUCAACGGAGAGCAGGAUGAAAGGCGAAGCUAUGAAUACCUUGAUGCCAAAACUUAUGGUUUGGGGGCAUGGAUUGGAUCGCGUGAAGGACUAUUUUACAUGCACUGGCAAGUGUGAGGUGUGCAAGAGUGUUCUCAAGAAUGCUUUUACAAAUGUGCAAAGCUUGGCCUUUCUUUUUGUACUGAUGCUUGAGUGCAGCAAUUUGAAUGCUCACCAUACAGGAACGCAUUUCUGAGCUGAAACACAUGGCAAUGCUGGUGUGAGGAGAUAUGAACAAGGUACAAGUUAUGAUUUUGACCUUUUUCAACUGACUUCGAAACUGUUGGCCUUGAGGAAGACCAACGCAAAAUUUUCUAGAUGGUAAUAGUAGCGGAAGCUGCUUGCCAAUUUUUUUAAGGUUUCCAUUGUAAAGAUAGAAAGCUGGUACAUAGUGUGAGUCUGAAAAUGGUAUUUAUGUGAGGGCUUGUAGCUUCGGUGGUUGAGAGCAUUUAUCCUCGUUCAAUGCCAAAGUUCAAAUCCUCUCUCUCCCCCUUUGGCCUCCCUUGUAACAACAAAAUGGUACUUUGUACAUUGAUUUUGUGAAAUUCAGUAAAGUGAAAAUAUUACUACUUCAA